UGAAUCAAACUCGUGUUGGAUCAUGGACAACCUGUCCAACAUUUUGUUUUUCAAAGUGCCAGUUGGAAUUGCUCUUGGUUUGAACAUCAUCGCCUUUAUUUGGACGAUUCUUGGCAUUACGAAUGUGCGCAACGUAAGUACAUAGAGAACGUAAUCUUUAUAGAAUUGAUAUUUCAAAUAAGAGAGUUCACCGUAAAAGCAUGGAAGAAGAAGAAGAAGAAUUUAUUCACCCAUUAUAAAUCGUUACAUUAUUUACUUUAUUACAAAUAUAGUAGGUGUGGGUAUUAUCUGACCAAAACUGAAUCGUUUUGUUAUGAAAACGCGAGAGCUGAUAAGUCAAAGAACAGCGGAAUGGCUCUAUAGUGUAGUAGCCACAUUUAAUUAAUCAGAAUAUUAGUGUGACAUUGAAGAUUCUUAAUCGAAAGAACAAAUUGGAAUGGAAAAUUACAGGAGUGCCCGGCAAAAAAAUACAUUAGGAACGGGAUGAGAAAUCUGACCGUCACUUCAUAACCUUCUCCAUUUUUCUCUUCAAGAAAACCAGCAAGUAUAAUUCAACAAAGAACCAACAAACAACAGUCACCAAGGACGUGAAGAUGUACGGGAAACUGAGUGUCGUGAUGGGAUUGACAUGGACACUGGGCUUUGCUAUGGAGUAUUCUGUGAUCGUCAAAUUUAUUUUCUUGAUCGUUAACAGUUUGCAAGGUAACACUCAAACCUUAUAUAUUGCAAUAAUUACUAAUGCAUGAAUGACACAACCAAAGUCACGCUUGCAGCGGAAACUGAAAUAUAUUUCUGAAUUUAUUUUUUGUGAAACAUCUUUUCUGGGGAUCUGCAGCAAGGAAGCAACAAUUUUUCCUAAGGCUAUACGUUCAGAUUGACGGUGCCCGGCACUGGUGCCCAAUUCUAGUGCCCAAUGUUCAAACUGGUUCCCAAAACAUUUUGAGCACAGUGCCGUUGUUGACCUCUAUAUAGAAGAAGUGUCCUUUCUUGGGCACUGUGUCCAAUUUCAUUUGGAAAGCGCCAAAACAAGUGCCGGGCACCUAGUCUGAACCGCAGCAUUAUUCAGUAUAUAGUAAUUUGACCAUGAAUAUACAUGCUUUUAAUUUAUUUCUUGUUUCUUAGGAUUCUUUAUCUUCCUCGCGUUCGUGACAAAUAAGCGUGUGAUGGAAAAGUGCAAGAUGUCUCGACCUUCUUGGAGUCAGUCUGCAAGUUCAAAUUCGAGAAAAACUUCAUCUGGAAGUAGUGUCGGUUUAAAUACAAGAAAAAUCUCAUACGGAAAUAGUUGAGAAAUAUACAAACAUAAUGUAAUAAUACCGUUAACUAGGGUUUUUAAUAAAAAAUCCUGCUCUCAUGCAUGCAGUUUCCAGUAUCUCCCUGUAGUCCUUUAUUGAUUUCAUAUAUUAAAUUAUAUUGUACGAUUAAUUAUAAAUAUAUAUAUCGAUCUUAAUUAAAUUUGCGCUGCAGUAUAACUGCAGGGCGGACCGGGCGAACACUCCGCGCUGGCAUACUGCAGUAUCGGCAGAUAACUAUAUAACAUAUAAAUAAGACACAAGUGUAAUCACCAUGUCGAGUA
Messenger RNA from Paramuricea clavata, 1573 nucleotides. Lineage: Eukaryota; Metazoa; Cnidaria; Anthozoa; Malacalcyonacea; Plexauridae. The record is from the annotation of a GenBank genome assembly.